Molecule: messenger RNA, 2411 nt
Organism: Rubroshorea leprosula
Lineage: Eukaryota; Viridiplantae; Streptophyta; Magnoliopsida; Malvales; Dipterocarpaceae
Source: the annotation of a GenBank genome assembly
CGACCCACAUCAAAAUUUCCCAAAUAACCCAUUGAAUUGCCAAAACGAAGCAAUCUUUGAGACAGGGUAUUUUUGUGAUUCUGUGUCCCAGAAAAUUGGCCAGAAAGUAUGUCUCUUAGCUUAAAAGCCAAGAGAAAGAAUGAUGGUUACGUGACUCACAUGCAAAGCUAUACAGAUUCUUGUAACGUUUAUGCAAUUCCUUUCUUAGUUUCCACUGUUAACUUUUUUCAUGGCUUCUUCUCCUCUGUUCUUCUUCCCAGAAAAUCCAGGAAAGUAGAAUUGACAAACUGGGAAAAAGGAGGGAAAUUUGGAAAUGGCUUCACUAACCCCGGGAGUGUUACUAAAGCUUCUUCAGAGUAUGAACUCAAAUGUAAAGGUUCGUGGGGAAUACCGGUCUGUACUUCUACAAGUAAUCAGCAUUGUUCCUGCUUUAACUGGAUCAGAGCUAUGGCCUAACCAAGGUUUUUUUAUUAAAGUGUCCGAUUCCUCGCAUUCCACGUAUGUUUCUCUCUCGAAGGAAGACAAUGAUUUGAUCCUGAACAAUAAAUUGCAACUGGGUCAGUUUCUAUAUGUCGAUCGGGUGGAAGCCGGAACCCCAGUUCCGAUUCUCGUUGGGGUUAGGCCAGUUCCUGGGAGAAACCCUUUUGUGGGGAACCCGAAGGAUUUGAUGCAGAUGUUGGUGCCGUCUGAGGGGCCAGUGCUGGUUGAUCAUGAGGAGAAAAAUGGGUCAAAAAUGAAGGAGUUACCGGAGGUGAAGGAUGAGAGCCCGAAACAGAAAAUUGUCAUCAAAGAGGAGAAGGCAGUGGUUGCAUCAAGGUAUAUGCAGGGCGUUGUGCAAUCAAGUUCUAAAGCGAGUGCAGGGGAUUCUAAUGGCGGAGGGAAGAGCAGUGAGGCUCAGAAUGGCGGAGGAGGGACAGGGAAGAAGGUUGUUACGGUGAAAAGCAAGCAACAAGAGCAUAGAGUUCAGGGACGUCCGGCAACUCCUUUGUGGAGUAGAUCUGAUCAGGUACCAUUGUCAAAGCCAGAGGUGGUGGUGUCUAACACCAAGGAUGCUGUGGUGCCCCCAAGGAACUUGCCUGCAAAACGUGUUUUGAGUAAACUAGAGAACAUCAACUUGAAUCGUUCACCAACCAACAGAGACAAGAAUAAUUUGCCUGAAACUGUUUCCUGGGCCUCUCUGCCUGCCAACCUCUUGAAGACAGGGAAGGGAAUGCUUAGGAGGAGAAAUUUGGCUUCUUUGGUUGCGGCUGAAGCUCAAAAGGAGGCAUCUAUGGCUGCAAAUCUUGUCAAAUGCCUAAGUUUGUUUGCUGAUAUUCGCUCCACUGCCACAUCUGAGAACCCUCACCUCUCCCUCACCAAGUUCUUUACUCUCCAACAAUUAAUUGAUCAACCAAAUGCUGCAAAAACUUUGAAAGAUAAAUCAGUUCUGGCAUCUCCUCACCCAUCUGCACCGGACACAGAGAAAUCUAACAAAAAGAAAGGCCUAAUUCAGGAUAAAAGCACAUUAAAUUCUCCAAAGCUAAUGGAGUUAAGUGGAACUGAUAAGGUAGAAUGGGCCAAAGGAGAUGGUCCUAAAGAGAUAAAAGAGCUGCGGGAGAUCCUACUUGAUGAAACUAGAAAUUGGUUCCUGAAAUUUUUGGAGGCAGCAUUGGAUGCUGGAUUUCAGAUUGGUCCCCAGGAGAAGAAAGGAAAAGGUACAGCAGGGCGAACGAUGGAGCCUGACAAUCACAUAGCCGUCAAAUUAUCACAACUUAAACUUGCAAAUGAAUGGCUGGAUAAACUAAGAAGCACAAUGAGCUCAGAUAACAAUGGAUUAGUGCAAACUGCUGAACGCUUAAAGCAAAAAGUUUAUGCUUGUUUACUUUGUCAUGUGGACUCAGCUGCAUCAGCCCUUGAGAACAGAUCUGAUCGCAUCUGAUUCAGCAGAACUGUGGUUUUGGAAUAUUGAUUGUCAUCUGUCAAUGCAAUGUGAAUAACUUAUAUUAUUUAAGGUGAUUGUUAACCGGGAUGACUUGGGCCAAACGAGGUUAUUGAGAGUUUGGCCAACCUUAUUUAAGUUAUGCAUGAUGUCUCAUUUGUGUAUAAAGAAGAAUAAAUCUAUUGAAAGUUUCUUGAAUACAAUGAUCUUGUGAUGGUGAUGCAUAUGCCAUAUUAUAAUUUUAUCAAAGUUUGAGAGGAUUACCUGCGUCUGCUCAAGGGUCUGUACCCAAUACUUGCAGCUUUGUUCCUUCUGCCAUGAAAAGGGAGAGUGUCCAAGCUGGAGAGCCAAGGCACAUGCAAAAUUCCUCAGAUUCUUCUUCUGAUAUCUUUAGCAUGUGCCCUGCUUCUCCAGCAUGGAUUGCCUUCCUUCAUCUCCCUCUGCCAUCGCCGGAUUUCUGACAGCUGGGUGCUAAUCAAAACAGAGAAGCAUG